Molecule: messenger RNA, 1776 nt
Organism: Arachis stenosperma
Lineage: Eukaryota; Viridiplantae; Streptophyta; Magnoliopsida; Fabales; Fabaceae
Exons: 14
Coding region: 208-1692 (494 amino acids)
Source: RefSeq, a predicted model, not a curated record
AUUUACGUCCGAGUUCGAACCCAAACAACGUUAUUUUUCACUGUUUUCCUACAAUCCUACCUCCUUCCGCGUCACUUUGAUCUAAACAAACAAGGCUGUAGUCGUCCGUCUGUAGUCGUCUUUGCGUUCAUCGCCGUCGCCGUGACAGCUUCGCUAGUCGCUCUCCGUUCUCCUCCUUGCACUCGCAGUGCACCGGUGAGUCAAGGAAUGUCAACUGAGAACCAGAACCAAACAGAAGUUGCGGUUGCAGAAGAGCAAGAAGCACCUCUUCUUCUAAAUCAUCACCAUCAUUCCUCGAUUCUCAUUGAUCAUCAAAAUGAAGAAGAAGACACCAUCAUUCCCUUUCCAGAUAAGCAUAUGGAUGCUCAUGCUAAGGUUAUACCUAACCAACGCCUCGCUUCUCUCGAUGUCUUCCGUGGUCUUACCGUCGCGUUAAUGAUCUUAGUUGAUGAUGUUGGAGGAGCUUUCCCAUCUUUGAAUCAUUCUCCCUGGUUUGGGGUAACACUUGCAGAUUUUGUAAUGCCAUUUUUUCUCUUUGGGGUAGGAGUUUCAAUUGGUCUGGUGUUCAAGAAAGUCUCUAGCAAACCAAAUGCCACAAAAAAAGUGAUAAUUAGGACGAUUAAGCUUUUCAUUUUGGGGCUGCUGCUACAAGGCGGCUAUUUCCAUGGGCGGGGCAAUUUAACAUAUGGAGUUGAUUUGAGCAAGAUACGCUGGCUUGGUGUACUACAGAGGAUAUCUAUUGGAUAUUGCUUGGCCUCACUGUCAGAGAUAUGGCUUUUGAAUAAUAAUGUUUUGGUUGACUCACCUGUAGCAUUUGCAAGGAAAUACUAUAUUCAGUGGAUGUUUUCUCUCUUACUCUGCUUGGUGUAUCUUUGCUUGCUCUAUGGUCUCUAUGUUCCAAAUUGGAAAUUUGAACAGUCUAACUUGGUUUGGUCUAGUCGUGGUUCUAUCAUUCAAGAUGUUCAUUGCGAAGUGAGGGGAAGUCUUGAUCCUCCAUGUAAUGCAGUGGGAUAUAUUGAUAGAUUAAUUCUUGGUGAACAUCAUAUGUAUCAGCGUCCUGUGUACCAAAGAACAAAGGCGUGCAGUGUUAAUUCUCCUGACUACGGACCAUUGCCUCCAAAUUCACCUGGAUGGUGCCUGGCACCAUUUGAUCCAGAGGGCAUUUUGAGUUCACUGAUGGCAGCAAUUACAUGUUUCAUAGGGUUGCACUUUGGGCACAUACUUGUGCUUUUGCAGGACCAUAAGCAGAGGGUGUUUCUUUGGUCCACAUUUUCCUUCUCUCAACUGUUAAUGGGAUACAUUCUGGAGAUCUUAGGAAUUCCUUUAUCAAAAGCAUUAUACACAUUAAGCUACAUGUUUAUCACUGCCGGAGCAUCAGGCUUGGUCUUGACUGCUAUCUAUUACAUCGUGGACAUAGAGAACUUCAGAAAGCCUACAGUCUUACUACAAUGGAUGGGAAUGAAUGCUCUUAUUGUAUAUGCGUUGGCUGCUUGUGACAUUUUCCCAUCUCUUAUCCAGGGUUUCUAUUGGCGUUCUCCUGAAAAUAACUUGGUUAACGCCACAGAAGCUUUAUUACAGACCGUAUUUCAUUCAGAAAAGUGGGGCACAAUGGCAUUUGUAAUAGUGGAGAUUUUGUUCUGGUGUCUUUUUGCUGGUUUCCUCCACAAGAAAGGGAUAUAUAUAAAAAUGUGACAGAUGAUGCAAUCAUGCAAGACAUGAAUUGACGUGUAAAUGUAUGUUAUUAUAUAUCGUUAUCCAAGUACAUAUCUUUCUUUA